This is a messenger RNA of Gadus macrocephalus (Pacific cod), 2963 nucleotides long. RefSeq names its product SH2 domain-containing adapter protein F-like. The coding region runs from base 311 to 1540 and encodes 409 amino acids. The transcript is spliced from 8 exons. NCBI's taxonomy places the organism in Eukaryota, Metazoa, Chordata, Actinopteri, Gadiformes, Gadidae. The record is from RefSeq and is a predicted model, not a curated record. Gene Ontology annotation, molecular function: phosphotyrosine residue binding.
AGGCGUUAUUAGCGAGAGAGGGCGGGACAUUCAGUGUUUACUGGCCUAAACACAUCAUUGAAAGUAAGUGACCGGAAAUUACGUUGCGGUAGACCGGGAUAACCCUACUUUUCAGGAUCGCCUCUCCUCCUACUCUGCCUGUAAAUAAUGAGACUGGACGCUUAGCUUAGCCAGCAUUUGCUCGCUAGCCUGCAAGGCUGUGCGUAUUUUUUUUAUUAUUAACAAUGUUUUUUUUUACUUUAUAAAACACGACACUUGAUGCGGAUCACAGAGACAUAACUGGAAGGUGGGACUCUCAAGGCGAGGAUCCAUGGCAAAGUGGCUUAAAGACUAUCUCAACUUAGGCAGCAGUAGGCGUGACCCACCACAGCCCCCAAGGCCCGACUACACAGAGAGUGAGAUCCUGAGGGCAUACAGAGCUCAGAAAGAGUUGGACUUUGAAGACCCCUACCAGCCCUCUGAUAAGCAGCUCCAGAAUGGUGGCUAUAAAGGCUGUAGUACAACCUUGAGCCUCCCAUCGUUCCCUGCAUUUGGAUCUGUUCUACCGAAUGGAGUGGAGGUCAAAGUGGUUUCUCCCAAACACAGACUCAUCAAAGUGGACUCUCAGGAGUUUGGGCGCUGUGCUAACCCACUGAGCCCAGUCAUCGUCCACGAGGAACCGGUCGUUCCGUCUGCCCCAGCCGCAGGCGACCAGGACACAGACUACUCAGACCCCUUUGAUGCCCGCCCGGACCCCCGAACACGGACAGACUGGGAGCCCAGCACGGCCCCCGACAGCCGCAGCUACAUGGAGCCAUUCCAGGCCCAGAGGAUCAUCUCAGAGCUCCAACUCAGCGCGAUGAGCGGCGACGGAGACCAGCUGUACGAUAACCCGUACGAGGAGAGGGAGCGGCCCUACCCCCACCACCACCACCAGCCCCCCGGCCCCCAGGGCCUGCUGGCCCUACCCCAGGCAGAGGGCAGGGAGAGCCGGCUGCCGCAGGACGACGAGCGACCCGCCGACGAGUACGACCAGCCCUGGGAGUGGAAGAAGGACCACAUCUCUAAGGCCCUGGCCGUUCAGUUCGAGGGGGCAGAGCGGGAGCGUUCCCGGGGGCACCCUGAGCAGGCCCGGCCCCCCAGGGUCAGCCCCACCGCCGCGCCGGGGGGGUCCGCCACGCUGCGCAUGGUGGGGGACACCCCGCCCCUCCUGGGGGAGAGAGUGGACCCGGCGAUGCCGCUGGAGAGACAGGUGUGGUACCACGGAGCGCUGGGCCGCGGCGAGGCGGAGGGGCUGCUGACGCUGUGUAAGGAGAGCUCCUACCUGGUGAGGAAGAGCCAGAGCAGCCGCACAGACUUCUCCCUGUCCCUGAGGAGCUGUAAGGGCUUCAUGCACAUGAAGUUCAGCCUGUCCCCAGACGGCCGCUACGUCCUGGGGGAGAACAGCCCGCCCUUCUCCACCGUCCCCGAGGUCAUCCACCACUACACCACCCACAAGCUGCCCAUCAGAGGGGCCGAACACAUGUCCCUGCUGUACCCCGUCAUCGUGCAGACCCUCUGACGCACACUCACACUCACACUCCCUCACACACCUGUUGCUCCUGAAUAUGGCUUGCUUAACACUGAUCCCUGGUCAUCUUCAACCUCGAUCGCUCCUCUUCCUCUUCCCUGCGAACAGUGGCAUCUAAACUAGUUGGCUAGACUAGUGCCCUUCUAAACUAGUUGGUUUGACUAGUGCCCUUCUAAACUAGUUGGCUCGACUAGUGCCCUUCUAAACUAGUUGGCUAGACUAGUGCCCUUCUAAACUAGUUGGCUCGACUAGUGCCCUUCUAAACUAGUUGGCUAGACUAGUGCCCUUCUAAACUAGUUGGUUCGACUAGUGCCCUUCUAAACUAGUUGGCUCGACUAGUGCCCUUCUAAACUAGUUGGCUAGACUAGUGCCCUUCUAAACUAGUUGGCUAGACUAGUGCCCUUCUAAACUAGUUGGCUAGACUAGUGCCCUUCUAAACUAGUUGGCUAGACUAGUGCCCAUCUAACCUAGUUGAUGAGAUUAGUGCCCUUCUAAACUAGUUUACGAGACUAGUGCCCAUCUAAACUAGUUUGCCAGAGGAUUGCCAUUGUAAACUAGUUGACUAGAUUAUUACUCAUUGAAACUAGUUAACUCGACCAGGCAUCUAAAAUAGUUUACUAAAGUAACCCUUCCAUCCUAACUACACUACCCUAGUUAAUUGACCAGUACCCAUCUUACCUUGUUAAACACUACUACCUAUCUUCAUUAAUAAAACACUAGUACCAAUUUCAACGAGUUAAAAAACUGAACAGUAAUGUAACUCUGAACUAACAUAACUAGUUAAGCGCUAGUCUUAACUAGUUGGUUUGACCAAUAGUCUUACCAUCUUGACUUUAGUGUAAAUUGAACCUAACUAUAGCAAACAUCUUAACCAGUUAACUUGACUAGUACCCCUUACCAGCCUAACUUGUUAACUUCCAUCUUAACUAGGUAACCAGACCGCCCGCUCCUGCCUUGUAUAUGGUGUGCACUGAGCCUGCCACAGUCUCUGCCUUUUUAAGUCUUUUUUUCAUUCUUUUUUUAUUUGAACAUGAUAUUUAUUUCUCCCCCUGUGGCGCUGGUGGGACUCGCGUCUGUUUGAAACUGUUACGGGGUCAGCAGGGGAUUAUGGUACUUUGAGUUUUAGCUGGUGUGGAAGUUAGGAUAGCAAGUCAUCUUCCUUGACAUGGAUGCCUAUGGAUGGCCUUGUUGUGUCAAUGUUCUCCCGUUUCAAAGGGGCCUGUAUGAGCAGGUGAAAUGAGUUGGCUUAGCACAAUGACAACACUAGUUUAGAGAAUGACUGCAGUAUUAUUCUAUUACAAGCUUGUUGCUUCAUGACUGUUAGUUUUGGCUACUGAAGCUUUGCUUGUUUCUCUGAUGUUGUUUUCAAACGAUGUGUUCAUUGACUGAUAAUAAAUUGUUGUUUUUAAAUAUA